UGCGGUGUUUUUAAAAGGCGUUAGUGCGUUUUGCUGGCGUCCUAAAAUUUGUGCAAAAAAUUGGCUUUGAAAAAUAAGAGUAAAGUUAAAACAAAGAAAUCAUGGGCGUGGAAAUGGACACCAACGAGACGAGCGUGGAACUCACGGAGGCGGAGAACGAGCUGUACGACAGACAGAUCCGGCUCUGGGGUCUGGAAUCUCAAAAGCGCCUUCGCACGGCCAAGAUCCUCAUCGCCGGGCUGUGUGGCCUGGGUGCCGAGAUCACCAAGAACAUAAUCCUAUCCGGAGUCAACUCCGUGAAGCUGUUGGAUGACAAAUCCGUCACCGAGGCGGACUUCUGCUCGCAGUUCCUGGCAGCACGUGAUUCCUUGAAUACCAACCGCGCCGAGGCUUCCUUGGAGCGGGCACGAGCUCUUAAUCCCAUGGUGGACAUCUCCGCCGACAAGGAACCCCUGAAGGAGAAGAGCUCGAAGUUCUUCGGCCAGUUCGAUGUGGUGGUGGUCAAUGGCGAGACCAACGAGGAGCUGCUGCGGAUCGACACCAUUUGCCGCGAACUGGGCGUUAAGUUCAUAGCUACCGAUGUCUGGGGCACCUUUGGAUUCUACUUUGCCAGUCUCCAGAAGCACAGCUACGUCGAGGAUGUAAUCAAACACAAGAUCGUAUCCAACCCGGAUAAGAAAAAGAAGUACGAGACCGUGUCCAUUCCAACACAGCGCGAAGUGGACUAUCCCGGCUACUCAGCAUGGCUUGAUUUCGAUAUUACAGCGCCUAGUUAUGCGCGCAAACUGAAACGCAACGGGCCGGGCAUUCUGCUGCUAAGUGUUCUGCAAAAGUUCCGGACCACCCACCAGCGAGAUCCAAGCUACAAGAGCAGAGAUGCGGACCUGGAACUGCUUCGCGGGAUUCGCGACGAACUGUUGCCAAACUCUGCCCUGGAUGACGAAGCUCUGGGACUGAUCUUUGCCCAGAUAUCUCCUGCCGUGGCGGUAGUUGGUGGCGUCGUGGCCCAGGAGGUUAUCAAGGUGGUUACCAAAAUGGAAGCGCCGCACCGCAACCUCUUCGUCUUCGACCCCGAGACAUGUGCCGGAUACUUUGAGACCAUCGAAGCCAAGUAGAUCGCUCCCCUAAGCGCUUCUAUUAAAUAUCUGAAUAUCCAAUAA
Molecule: messenger RNA, 1160 nt
Organism: Drosophila biarmipes
Lineage: Eukaryota; Metazoa; Arthropoda; Insecta; Diptera; Drosophilidae
Gene: Aos1
Product: SUMO-activating enzyme subunit 1
Exons: 3
Coding region: 102-1115 (337 amino acids)
Biological process (GO): protein sumoylation
Cellular component (GO): cytoplasm; SUMO activating enzyme complex
Molecular function (GO): SUMO activating enzyme activity
Source: RefSeq, a predicted model, not a curated record